CCUUUCAGUCACAAAAUGCUCCUCGGUUUGCUACCAAGAGCAACCACUGUCAUUUGGAAAAGCUGGGGAAAAUGCUCCGCCUUUUCCUGGAGGAACAGAGCUCUCCUGCUGCUUUUCUCCCUCUCUUUGGAGCAGGCAUCAGCAUCACAGAGCAACAAAAUCCAACAGAAAGCAGGAAAGUGCCCCAAAGAGAGGUUCCAGUGUAGAACGAAAAUUGUGGAUCUGUGCAAGACAGAUUACAACUGCAAAGCCUUCCUGAAGUGCUGCCCUUUUGCCUGUGGGAAAAAGUGCAUGGAUCCGUUUGUGGGUAAUAUCAUCUGGGCUGAAGGCGAUGUUGCUCUGGGGGCUUUCCACUUCUUUAUCCACAACCGACCCACCCAGAACCAGGGAAAGCAGGACAAACAGGAGUUCACGUCUGCUCUCAUUUUAGUCAAGAAAGGACACUGCCCGAUCUUCCCUCACAACUCGCGAAUGGAGUGUCCACUCCCAUGUAAGAAUGACUUGGACUGCCUUGAGAAGGAGAAGUGUUGUGACUCCAAGUGUGGUUUUGUUUGUGCCAAGAUCUGGAAUGUCAAACCAGGUUUUUGCCCACGUAAGCCGGCGGAGUGUAACAAGAUUGAUAAACCUAAGUGCCUGCAGGACAGCGACUGUCCACUCGAGGAGAAAUGCUGCUCGCGUUGUGGCCUCAAGUGCUUUGAGCCUAAAAACUGA
Messenger RNA from Dipodomys ordii (Ord's kangaroo rat), 711 nucleotides. It is a transcript of the gene Wfdc8, whose product is annotated as WAP four-disulfide core domain 8. Gene Ontology annotation, molecular function: peptidase inhibitor activity. Gene Ontology annotation, cellular component: extracellular region. The transcript has 5 exons. Lineage: Eukaryota; Metazoa; Chordata; Mammalia; Rodentia; Heteromyidae. The record is from RefSeq and is a predicted model, not a curated record. The coding region runs from base 16 to 711 and encodes 231 amino acids.